UUACCGCUUCUUCUAAAAAUGCCUUUCUUUACAGGAAACCGCCCCUAGUAUCUUCCACACUUUUCCACCUUAUAAAUAUUCCCCACCAAAACAACAUCAUCACUCACAACUAUCAAAUCCCACAACAAAACAACUCUCAUUUUCCUCUCUUUCUCUCCAUAUUUUCCCACUACCCAAACAGUCUCUUGAUCAAAUAAACAAGAAAAAGGCCACAAAACAACACAAUAUAUUCUCGUGAUCACAACCGAAAAAAAAAAGGAAAAGAAAACUUCAAACUUUCCAUUAUCCAUGGACACCAAGAUAGGAGCGGUGGACGCCUGCAAUCCGGCGAGCAACGACGUGGGGGGCCCACCAAUCGGCGCCGUUUGCACCAUCCAAAGCUCUUCCGUCCCCUCCAUAGCGUUUUCCUCGUCGGAGGCCACGCUCGGCCGGCACCUGGCGCGGCGGCUGGUGCAGGUCGGCGUGACCGACGUUUUCACCGUCCCCGGCGACUUCAACCUCACACUCCUCGACCACCUCAUCGCCGAGCCUGGCCUCAACAACGUUGGCUGCUGCAAUGAAUUGAAUGCUGGAUACGCUGCUGAUGGCUACGCGCGGGCGCGUGGCGUUGGCGCGUGUGUCGUGACGUUCACCGUCGGCGGUCUGAGUGUUCUCAACGCGAUCGCCGGCGCUUACAGCGAGAACUUGCCUCUGAUCUGCGUUGUGGGAGGGCCUAACUCCAAUGACUAUGGGACCAACAGAGUUCUUCAUCAUACUAUUGGCGUGCCUGAUUUCAGCCAAGAAUUAAGGUGUUUUCAGACCGUCACUUGUUAUCAGGCGGUCGUGAAUAACCUGGAAGAUGCACACGAGCAAAUAGACACGGCCAUUUCCACUGCUUUGAAGGAAAGCAAGCCUGUUUACAUCAGCAUAAGCUGUAACUUGCCUGGGAUUCCUCAUCCUACUUUCAGUCGUGAGCCUGUCCCAUUUUCCCUCUCUCCAAGAUUGAGUAAUCAGUUGGGAUUAGAGGCCGCAGUUGAGGCCACAGCAGAGUUCCUGAACAAGGCUGUCAAGCCAGUUCUGGUGGGCGGUCCCAAGCUGCGAGUUGCUCAUGCAUCCGACGCGUUUGUGGAACUCGCUGACGCCUGCGGCUAUGCUCUUGCUGUGAUGCCAUCAGCAAAAGGGCUUGUGCCGGAGCACCACCCGCAUUUCAUUGGAACUUAUUGGGGUGCUGUCAGCACUGCCUUCUGCGCUGAAAUUGUGGAAUCCGCCGAUGCCUACCUCUUUGCAGGGCCUAUUUUCAAUGACUACAGCUCUGUCGGGUAUUCCCUUCUUCUGAAGAAGGAAAAGGCGAUUAUUUUGCAGCCUGAUCGGGUGACGAUUGCGAAUGGCCCUGCCUUUGGCUGUAUUCUGAUGAAAGAUUUCCUCAGAGCACUUGCGAAGAGGCUAAAGCGUAAUACCACUGCCUAUGAGAACUACCACAGGAUCUUUGUUCCGGAAGGACACCCUUUGAAAAGUGAGCCUAAAGAGCCUUUGAGAGUCAAUAUUAUGUUUCAGCAUAUUCAGAAAUUGCUGUCAAGUGAGACUGCUGUGAUUGCUGAGACAGGGGACUCGUGGUUUAACUGCCAGAAGCUGAAGUUACCACGGGGUUGCGGGUAUGAAUUCCAAAUGCAAUAUGGAUCAAUUGGUUGGUCAGUUGGAGCAACUCUUGGGUACGCACAGGCUGUUCCCGAGAAGCGAGUGAUUGCUUGUAUUGGUGAUGGAAGCUUCCAGGUAACCGCUCAAGACGUGUCCACAAUGCUGCGAAAUGGGCAGAGGACCAUCAUUUUCCUGUUGAACAACGGUGGAUACACCAUUGAAGUCGAGAUACAUGACGGACCUUACAAUGUGAUCAAGAACUGGAACUACACCGCAUUGGUCGACGCCUUUCAUAAUGGCGAAGGCAAGUGCUGGACUGCCAAGGUCCAAUAUGAAGACGAGCUUAUUGAGGCAAUUGAGACAGCAACUGGGGCCAAGAAGGACUCCCUGUGCUUCAUUGAGGUGAUUGUUCACAAGGAUGAUACGAGCAAAGAGUUGCUUGAAUGGGGCUCGAGGGUCUCUGCUGCCAACAGCCGCCCACCAAACCCACAGUAAAACCAAUCAUGAUAACAUGUCAAAAGAGUGUUAUUCUCUUUAAAAGUUGAACAUUUGUUAAAGAAUUUUUAUCCGUUUCUCCUUUUCCCCCCUUUCCUCUAAUGGUUUGAGUAGUCCACAUGACUAUAUUCCUUGUCUUUUGUUUAUAUGUAAUAAAAGAGUGAUUAUGAUUUUCUUCAGUAUCAUUUCACUUCGUUUAGUUAGUUUUACCGAAGAAUAAUGCUAAGAAAAAGUCAUGUGGUGAGAUAGUAAGGCUAGUCAUUCUUUUCCGUUAGGUCUUGAGCUUGAAUCAGUUUCAUUUCAAUCCAUUUUUAUGAUGGAUUCAUAUGUCAUAAAGAUGUUUUGCCUUUCCGAAA
Messenger RNA from Morus notabilis, 2465 nucleotides. Its product is annotated as pyruvate decarboxylase 1. Bases 289 to 2109 code for a protein of 606 amino acids. Gene Ontology annotation, molecular function: thiamine pyrophosphate binding; magnesium ion binding; carboxy-lyase activity. The transcript has 6 exons. Lineage: Eukaryota; Viridiplantae; Streptophyta; Magnoliopsida; Rosales; Moraceae. The record is from RefSeq and is a predicted model, not a curated record.